UCCAUUCUUCUGGAUUUCCACUGUAUCUCAGAGAUGAAGGUGGUCACCGCAUAUUUGUUGGCCUUGUUGGGAAGAAACACCUGUCCCUCUGCCAAGGAUAUUAAGGCCAUCCUUGCUUCCGUUGGAGCUGAUGUUGAUGAUGAAAAAAUCGAUUUGCUUUUAUCUCAAGUGGAUGGUAAGGAUAUCACAGAGAUGAUUGCAGCUGGUAGGGAGAAGUUAGCUUCAGUACCCGCUGGUGGUGGUGCUGGUGUUGCAGUUGCUGCUGCUGCAGCUGGAGGUGCUGCCGCUGCACCUGUUGCUGAGGAUAAGAAAGAGGAGAAAGUAGAAGAGAAAGAGGAGUCCGAUGAUGAUAUGGGCUUCAGUCUUUUUGACUAAGGAGUAUCAAAGUGCUGGUCUUUUUCAUUUAGAAGUUUCGUUAUGUUUUUGUUUCUGUUUAGUAUUAGUUGGUGUCCCUGAUUUUGCUUAGGAAAUGAGUGACAGAGAUACGACAUUCUUGUUCUGAAACAAGCUUUUU
Messenger RNA from Coffea eugenioides, 514 nucleotides. RefSeq names its product 60S acidic ribosomal protein P2A-like. The transcript has a single exon. Gene Ontology annotation, molecular function: structural constituent of ribosome. Bases 34 to 375 code for a protein of 113 amino acids. Gene Ontology annotation, biological process: cytoplasmic translational elongation. The record is from RefSeq and is a predicted model, not a curated record. NCBI's taxonomy places the organism in Eukaryota, Viridiplantae, Streptophyta, Magnoliopsida, Gentianales, Rubiaceae. Gene Ontology annotation, cellular component: cytosolic large ribosomal subunit; ribosome.